Phytophthora nicotianae INRA-310 is the source of this 1766-nucleotide messenger RNA. RefSeq lists its product as hypothetical. The record is from RefSeq and is a predicted model, not a curated record. Gene Ontology annotation, biological process: mismatch repair. The transcript has 6 exons. Gene Ontology annotation, cellular component: nucleus. NCBI's taxonomy places the organism in Eukaryota, Oomycota, Peronosporomycetes, Peronosporales, Peronosporaceae. Gene Ontology annotation, molecular function: ATP-dependent DNA damage sensor activity; ATP binding; mismatched DNA binding. The coding region runs from base 1 to 1725 and encodes 574 amino acids.
AUGCAGCUCAAUAAUUCAGCACGGGAAGCGUUUGUGGCCUCUGCGGGGCCAAACACUCGCUUUACAUCUCUUUCCAUACUCUUGGGCCCUUCGUGCAGCACCAAACGUGGUCGACAACUCCUCAAACAGUGGUUGGAAGGGCCUUGUAUUGACUCGGUGGUUCUAAAUGAACGGCACGAUACAGUGAGUGCAGUGAUCUCAGCAGCGAGCGAAGAGAAAGCGAUACUCUGGAAACUAUCGGGUCUCUUUCAGCACUUUCAAAGCUACGAGCGUGAAUUAUCAGUCUUUACUACUGCUCAUGUCGUGGAUAACUUUACAGAUACAAAGCUGUCUUUGUCGGACUUUAAUGGUCUUCUAAAGUGGCUCCGGAAAUUUCAAGCUCUUGUGAAAACCUGUAUCGAAGAUGCAGAAAUUUCAUCUGAACUUGGCAAUUUGUAUUCGACACGACUUGACCCAAUUCUGCUGCUCUGUACUCGAGAUCUUGAGCCUUUCUGUGCAGUGAUUCCAGAUGUACUUUCGAGCAUGGUAAAAACCAGCAAUGCUAGAGAGAUAGACAGCGACAAUGAGAUGAGGGCGUCAACCUCACACCUCCACGAGCUACGAUAUCAAAUCAGCCAGUGCGAAGUGGAAGUCACUGCAGCCGUCAAGCAGGCAGCGACGUUGCUUUCCAUCGCGGAAGACCGUAUAAAAGUUAUCUACGCUGACGACGACCAGAGUACUAUUGCCAGGAUGGGGAUCGUUCUCCGCGUCCCUCGUCAGGAUAGUCACCGUAUUCAACAGCAGAGCGGAAAGAGUCUCAGUGUCAUUCGAGCAUCAAGAGCCUCAGGCGUGUGGUUUUCUACACCGAUGGUCGACUCUCUAGGGGCCAAAUGGAAAUCUCUGAAACGAAAUUAUGAAGCUGCCGAAGCGGAUCUGGUGGAUUUCUUGACGUCGAUUUUUCGAUCACAAUACCGCGAUUUUUUGGAUGAAUUGAGCCUUCGUGUUGCAGAACUGGACGUUCUUGUAAGCUUUGCGCUUGUCUCGCACAAACACAGGUUUGUCCGUGCAUCCAUUGCAGACAACCGGUCAGUUUUUUCGCUACGGGGACUUUUUGACCCAUUCGCGCAGAAUUCAUCGAUCGCUUCGGAAAAAUCUUGCGACGAAGUAACUAUCGAGAUGUCUGGGGACGAUAAGAAGACAUUUUUGCUUGUGAAAGGCGAUCCAAAGGCUGGUGAUACCAAGCUGCUACAGCUUCUGGGCAUCGCUACUAUGUUGAAUCAACUUGGCUGUUUUGUUCCGUGCAAAACGGCAGUGCUUCCGGUUUUUGAUGCGAUGUAUUUGCGAACUGGAGCGUACGAUCAGCAGCUGUUCGGGUACUCAACCUUCAUGACCGAAAUGCGAGAAAUGAGCCACAUUUUCUCUGCAAUGACGUCAAAGUCACUGGUUUUGAUAGAAGAUCUGUGUCGAGGCACUUCAACGUCUGAAGGACUCGCGCUCGCUCUAUCAAUGUGCCUCCAUGCCAUGAAGUCCAAUACACUGACGUGCUUUUCGUCUCAAUGGCGCGAACUCACCGACCAAUUGGCAAAGCAAUCGGCCUGUGUCACCCCAACAUGGAGACACAAUAGAAAAAAAGACUCAAGAAUCUCGAACGCACCCCAAGCGGAGUUUGAAACAUUGAUGAGGAACUGUGAUCUGCCUCCUGACCUUAUUGCUCUCAUCAGCCAAGAGAUACAAACACUAAAAUGAACCAGCGUUAUCUUGUAUUAUGUUCAGGGACUAACGCCUGG